UUUUUUUUUUUUUUUUUGUUGCCUUUGUCAGCCUUGUAUGAUAUCUCUUGGUCUACAGGGGUAAUCUCUGACAAUCCCCCAGGCUACAGGCUACAGUGGCAUCCACCUUACCAGACUGCGACUAGUUUCUGCGCUAUGAAGCCGCUAGCGUCAUGAAGAUAUACGAGAUGGGGCUAAUAUUAUCAGCACAGACGAUACGAAAGAAAACCGAGGUAGACCGAGUCCGCACAAGCCAUCGUGGUAAAGGACAACGCCGACCUCCUCCACUUCCCCGACCGGAACGUUCCCACAGCUUCCCACAAAACCAUGACAGAUUCAUCCGCUCAACCAGCAACGCCUGCGGUCCACCAUCCCGCACGGGCCGCGGUUGCCUGUACGCAAUGUAGACAAAAACGUCUGAAAUGCAAUUCGGGCUAUCCUCAGUGCUCGCGGUGCUUGUCUGCGGGGUCUAACUGCACGUACAUCCCCUCGCGGCGUGGGCAACGCCCGCCCAAAAACCGACCCGAGCUGGACUCGGUCUCUCAGCAUAUCUCAACCUUCGCCAUCCAGACCCCGCGAUCCUCCUUUCUCCCGGCCACCCCGAAUACGACACUGCCUCUCUCCCUCGCGGACACCCCGGCACCAGGGGAGGUGUCGCAGCCGGUGAACCUCGCUCCUGGUCCGGCCUCGGCGACCUCCCCAAUGACCAGCUUCACCACCACGGCCACCACGUCAUCUCGCCUCCAUUACAAUGAACGCCUAGUCAACUACUACUUCAGCAACUUUCACCCCGCGCAUCCCAUCCUCCUCCCGCACUCCCUGUACGCCACGCAGGGCUACCCGGACUACCUGCAGGCGGUGGUGCAGUUCGUCGGCAGCCACUAUGCAUCGUCCCCGGUCGAUUGGCAGACGCGAGAGGAAACCGUCCAGGCCAUCAUGAGCAGCAAUAGCCCGCAGACGCCGGAGAUGGUCCAGGCCCGGUUGAUCUGCGCCCUGGCGAUCCACGCGCGCUACGAACUCAUGGACUCGUUCACGAUCUUCCAAGCGGCAACCGACCUGGCCAUUCAACUCGGCAUGGACUGCGCGAGCUUCGCCGUGCAGCAUGGGAACCAGAACCACAUGCUCGAGGAGAGCCUGCGACGGACCUGGUGGGAGCUAGUCUUCAGCGAAGGCAUUCUCUCCGGUCUCUACCGCCACCAGCGAUUCACCCGCGCGACAUACUUCUCCGACGUCCUCCUCCCCUGCGAGGAGACCGACUAUGAGAACCUCACCAUCCCCGAUCCCUCUAACCUCGUGUCGCUGACCCAAUUUGACAAGAGGAUCUUCAACCCCAACAGUAUCGAGUUCUCCUCGUACUCCUAUCGCAUCGAGGCCGUUCGCAUCUUCGUGAACGUUCUCACCCUGACCGAGCCGGACUCCAACAUGCGCCCGUCGCAGGUUCACGCCGUGGACCACGCCAUCGCCGGCUGGAUCCACCAUCUCCCAGAUGUGAAGGGAGAUAUCCUGCAACCGGACGGCAAAGGCGACGAGAUGCUCUUCCAAGCGUACAUGAUCGUGCAGUACGCCAGCAUGUUCCUGCAUUUCCCGCGCAGCGAUCUCAUCUCCAUGCUCCCGAAUCCGGACAUCGCGUGUGCGCAGAACGAACCUCAUGUGUCGCCGACGACGUCCCAGCGUCUGCACGGGCUGAAAGCGAUUGUCGCGUCCAAGUGGAUCUUCAACCUGGCAGCCUUGCGGCUCCCGGUGAUCAAGCACACGCCGCUGUUUAUUUGCGCGCUGCUGAGUGCAGCGAUCGUACAGUUGUCUGCAUUAUCCAAGAGGAGUCAAGACGAGAAUAUCGACAUCAUGGAGUGCUAUGACUCGAUGUACUUGGCGAUCGGGGUGUUGAAGUCGUUCAGUAAACAUUGGCCCUUAGGGCAAUCCGCGGUGCAGGAGCUGCAGAAGGUGGCCAGCGAGGUCUUGAAGGUGCAAACGACGACACAGACCUUACCGGAAGAAGAUGGCUGGACGUGUAAUAUCGACUUUGAAGGGGUUCAAGGGUUUUUACAUGGGAAUCGCGAUAUGGCGGGUUGACGCAAGAGUGCUAGAGAGACUUUAGCGCCAGUGGGGAUGUCUUCGUUAGCGUGCUGGAGAACUAUGCAGAUUAGGUAAGAAAAAUAGACGUAAGAAAUUCGAAUUCAAAUGCAAUCCGAUCGAGCGAUCCCAGAACGAAUCAACGCAAUCUUCAGCCCUCAGAAAAUCACUCGGAUCGUGCUAUACUGUGCCCGUACUUUUGUUGAUGACCGAUGUCGGGGAUGUUACCCGUUGAAGCGAUCAACACGGCGUCG
Molecule: messenger RNA, 2303 nt
Organism: Aspergillus pseudonomiae
Lineage: Eukaryota; Fungi; Ascomycota; Eurotiomycetes; Eurotiales; Aspergillaceae
Exons: 1
Coding region: 307-2049 (580 amino acids)
Biological process (GO): regulation of DNA-templated transcription; DNA-templated transcription
Molecular function (GO): zinc ion binding; DNA binding; DNA-binding transcription factor activity, RNA polymerase II-specific
Source: RefSeq, a predicted model, not a curated record